AUGGCUCCGCGCUAUAAAAAAGCAUGGAUAGUCUAUGUUUACUCCAAGCAUUGCACAUAUGCAAACACACGCAUAUCUCCCCAUUCUUUACCUGCAAAUAUGGCAGUUCCUACUACGAACGGAAAAUUAUGCCCUCCACCAUCUCCUUACAGCAUUAUAAGCAAGGUUAUCCAGUUCGAUAACCUAGAUCAAGCGUCUUGGUGGCACGAUCUGGUACCGCUGGUUGAAAGAGUCUUGCAGCAGUCGAACUAUAGCACGGAGAUGCAAUUUCAAUAUUUACUGCUUUUUUCUCAGGUGAUUAUUCCUUCAUUGGGACCAUACACCUCUGCCAACAGAACCUGGAGAAGUACUCUCACGCGUAGCGGCGUUCCUGUGGAGCUGAGCGUCAACUAUAAGAAGGGGGGUGAAUCAACCGUUCGGAUUACCGUGGAGCCCUGUUCUUAUCUAUCUGGCAUGCCGAUCGACCCAUUCAACCAGAUUCCAACAAGGGAAAUGAUGGCAAAGAUCGCAAAGUAUGACUUCUGCAACUUUGACACCGAACUAUGGGAUUACUUCUCGGACCGUCUUACAACCAGCAAGACUGAACGUGAUCUCAUUAGUGAGAACAAUAUAGAUGUGGGCGUCUUCAAGACACAACUUCUUCCCGGUUUUGACUUUUCUGAUGACGGAGAAAUAUCGGUGAAGGGCUACGUAUUUCCACGUGUGAAAGCCACGGCCAACGGCAUCCCCGUUGAUACUUUGGUUUUCGAGGGCCUACGUGAUUUUGAAAAGAAGAAUGACUGCUCAGCGCCCCUGGCGCUAUUGAGAGAAUACCUCCAAACUCUCAGCACAGAAUCCAACAUUGGAUUCCUCGCGUGGGAUUGCGUUGCGCCAUCCAAGUCUCGGCUUAAGAUAUACAUUGGCAACGCAGAUGUAACCAUGAACAACAUCGAGGAUCUUUUCACACUCGGUGGGCGUCUGAUGGAUCCCACUACCCUCAAAGGCCUUGAACUUCUCCGUCAGCUUUGGAAAGCCGUGAGAGUCAAGGAAGGGACCCGAGACAUGGUGCCGUACUUCGAUGACCCAUUACAGAUCCCUUCUCAGGGCCAAAGAUCUCCACUCUUGAUGAAUUACGAGAUGAUGCCUGGUCAUCCAUACCCCAUUGGAAAAUUCUACCUUCCAACCCAUGGUGAAAAUAACCUUCAAGUUGCCAAGGGUUUGAGUGAGUUUUUCGCCUAUGUUGGAUGGACGGAACUUGCAGAGACGUACAUUGACCGGCUGCAAGCAAUGUAUGAGAAACAUGGUGUCGUAGCCGCUGCUGGCGUUCGUAUUAGAACAUUAACAGACUUCAUGGGUUUCUUUAACUUUGUGCAAGCCUCUUAA
Molecule: messenger RNA, 1362 nt
Organism: Microsporum canis CBS 113480
Lineage: Eukaryota; Fungi; Ascomycota; Eurotiomycetes; Onygenales; Arthrodermataceae
Product: tryptophan dimethylallyltransferase
Exons: 4
Coding region: 1-1362 (453 amino acids)
Biological process (GO): alkaloid metabolic process
Molecular function (GO): transferase activity, transferring alkyl or aryl (other than methyl) groups
Source: RefSeq, a predicted model, not a curated record